AUGGACGACAAAGUCAAUGCUGGCGAUGAGAAGACUGUGCUGGAGAGCAAUGCUUCUGAAGAAGGCGUCGUCGACAUCGAUCCGGUGAAGGAGCGUAGACUUGUCCGGAAGCUGGAUCUGCACAUCGUGCCAAUGGUGAUGCUCCUCUACCUGCUUUCUUUCCUCGACAGAGUCAACAUCGGCAACGCCCGCCUCUACGGCCUCGAAGAAGACCUCAACCUCACCGGCUCCCAAUACCAAACCGCCGUCUCCCUCCUCUUCGUAACCUACAUCCUCUCCGAACUCCCCUCCAACCUCAUCCUCAAACACUACAUCACCCCCUCCCGCUGGAUCGCCCUCAUCACCACCGCCUGGGGCAUCAUCGCCACCCUCACGGGAAUCGUACAAUCCUACUCGGGCCUCAUCGUCUGCCGUCUCCUCCUCGGCCUCGUAGAGGGCGGCCUCUUCCCCGGCGCAGCGAUCUACCUCACCUUCUGGUACACGAAACACGAACUCGCAUUACGGAUCGGGUAUCUCUUCGUGAGCGCCGCUUUGGCCGGGGCGUGUGGCGGACUCCUGGCGUACGGCAUCGGCUUCAUGGACGGCGUCGCGGGCCAAAGCGGCUGGCGCUGGAUCCUCAUCCUCGAAGGCCUGCCCACCAUCAUUCUAGGCAUUUCCUGCCUCUGGCUCCUCGCCGACGGGCCCGAAACGGCCUACUACCUCACCCCCGAAGAGAAAUCCCUCCUCCUCGCCCGCCGCGCGACGCAGACCGGCCAGACGGAUACCUUCGAAUGGGCCGACGUGCGGAAAGGGCUGAAAGAUUGGAAGAUCUGGGUCUUUUGCGUGGGGCAGUUCGGCGUCGACACGAUGUUGUAUGGGUACUCGACUUUCCUCCCGACGAUCAUCAAGGGCAUCCGUCCGGAGUCCUCGACAGCCAUCGUCCAGGUCCUGACGAUCCCCUGCUACGCCCUCGGCGCGAUCACGUAUAUGCUCGCCUCGCGGUACUCCGACUGGAGACAAUCUCGCGGUCCCGUCACGGUUCUCUUCGCCGCGGUCGCUAUAGUCGGAUACGCAUUACUCGUCUCAGACUCCAGCUCAGGCGUGCACUUCGCAGGCUGCUUUCUCGUCGCGAUGGGUCUGUAUGUCGCGGUGGGGAUCCCGCUGGCGUGGUUGCCGAGUAAUAAUCCGAGGUACGGAAAGAGGACUACGGCGACGGGUUUGCAGUUGACGAUUGGGAAUGUUUCCGGGGUCAUGGCGCCGUUUCUGUAUCCGACGGCAGAAGGACCGAGAUAUGUCAAGGGACAUGCGGUUUCCAUGUCCAUGGUUGCUUUGGGUGCUGUGCUGUACGGUGGUAUGUACUUCUACUUCAAGCUCGAGAACAAGAAGCGAGCGAGCGGGCGGAGGGAUCAUAUCAUGGAAGGGCGAUCAGAAGACGAGGUCCUCGCACUGGGCGACGAGAAUCCUCGUUUCGUAUUUGCCGCAUAG
Messenger RNA from Zasmidium cellare ATCC 36951, 1464 nucleotides. RefSeq lists its product as uncharacterized. Gene Ontology annotation, cellular component: membrane. Bases 1 to 1464 code for a protein of 487 amino acids. The record is from RefSeq and is a predicted model, not a curated record. The transcript has 4 exons. Gene Ontology annotation, biological process: transmembrane transport. Lineage: Eukaryota; Fungi; Ascomycota; Dothideomycetes; Mycosphaerellales; Mycosphaerellaceae. Gene Ontology annotation, molecular function: transmembrane transporter activity.